This is a messenger RNA of Macroventuria anomochaeta, 598 nucleotides long. RefSeq lists its product as uncharacterized. The record is from RefSeq and is a predicted model, not a curated record. The transcript is spliced from 3 exons. Lineage: Eukaryota; Fungi; Ascomycota; Dothideomycetes; Pleosporales; Didymellaceae. The coding region runs from base 169 to 501 and encodes 110 amino acids.
CGGAGCUGCCACGAGAUAGCACGCGGCAGGGCUGCGGAGCUCGGAACGUUGAACGCGGGGGUCAUAGCUCCGUGAGCCUUAUGUACCCCAUCUUUGGCCUGACAUACUGUAUCCUCUUUGCUCUUGUGUUAUCGUUCGAUUUCUUUAUAUCUUCCUCUUAACCUCGCCAUGACUGUCAUACAUAUUGUCUUGUUUGAGUGGAAGCCUUUGGCAAGUCAUGCUCAGGUGGAAGAGGCAUGUAAUCGUAUGCUUGCAUUGCAAGACAAGUGCUUGAACGCAAGCUCUCAGAAACCAUACAUCAAGUCCUUCUCUGGCGGGAGGAACAACAGCAACGAGGGUCAUGCUAGUCCCUACACCCAUGGCUUUGUGGUAGAGUUCGAGAGCGAAGAAGACCGAGACUACUAUGUGAGCAAGGAUCCUGCACAUCAAGACUUUAUCAAAUUUGCUGGAGAGCUGCUACAGAAUAUCAAGGUGCUUGACUACGAGCCAGGGAAACUGUAGUGUUGUGAUAUGCAUAUAUACUGUCUAAUGCAUUCUAUACAAACAGGCCUAGCCUACCCAAUUGAACGCCAUAUGCAAUGCUGUGUCAUACCGCCCA